AUGGCAGCGGCUCGGCGGGCGCGGGCGGGCGGUGCUGGCGGCGCGGGGCCGCGGUUCGGGCGGGCGGCCGAGCCGGAGCCGCCGGUACCGCAGGGGCUGCUGCGGCUGGCCCGGCGCAGCGGGCAGCUCAACCUGGCGGGACGCGGCCUCACCCACGUGCCCGAGCACGUGUGGAGGAUCAACCUGGACACGCCGGAGGAAGCCCAGCAGAACCUGUCCUUCGGAGCUGCGGAUCGCUGGUGGGAGCAGACGGACCUGACCAAGCUCAUCCUGGCCUCCAACAAACUGCAGAGCCUCUCGGAGGACGUGCAGCUCCUGCCUGCCCUCACCAUGCUGGAUGUGCAUGACAAUCAACUGGCAUCACUUCCUUCUGCUUUAGGGCAACUUGAAAAUCUCCAAAAACUUGAUGUCAGCCACAACCAACUGAGGAGCCUUCCCGAGGAGCUGCUGCAGCUGCCCCGACUGAGGAGCCUCCUGCUGCAGCACAACCAGCUGAGCCAGCUGCCCGAGGGGCUGGGGCAGCUCCUGAGCUUGGAGGAGCUGGAUGUGUCCAACAACCAGCUCACAGCCAUCCCCAGCAGUUUUGCUCUGCUGGUGAACUUGGUGCGGCUCAACCUGGCCUGUAACCAGCUCAAGGAGCUGCCUGCAGACCUCAGUGCCAUGAAAAGUCUGAGGCAGCUGGAUUGUACCAAAAACUACCUGGAAACGGUGCCACCUAAAUUAGCAACCAUGGCAUCCCUGGAGCAGCUUUACCUGAGGAAAAACAAACUGCGUUCCUUGCCCGAGUUUCCCUCCUGCAAGUUACUGAAGGAAUUACAUGCUGGGGAGAAUCAGAUUGAAAUGCUGAAUGCAGAGAAUCUGAAACAGCUGAGCUCCCUGUGUGUGCUGGAGCUCAGGGACAACAAGAUCAAGGCAGUGCCCGAGGAGAUCACACUGCUGCAGAAGCUGGAGAGGCUGGACCUGGCCAACAAUGACAUCAGUAGGUUGCCUUACACCCUGGGGAACCUCCCUCAGCUGAAAUUCCUGGCACUGGAGGGAAAUCCUUUGAGAACCAUUCGGAGAGACCUACUGCAAAAAGGCACCCAGGAGCUGCUGAAAUAUCUGAGAAGCAAAAUCCAAGAUGAUGCCCCUGGCCCCAAUGAAGAACCUCCUGUGACAGCCAUGACUCUUCCUAGCCAGUCCAAGGUCAACAUCCACGCCAUAACCACGCUGAAAUUACUGGAAUACAGUGACAAGCAGGCUGCUGAGAUCCCCGAGGUUGUGUUCGAUGCCGUGGGCUCCAAUCCUGUGGCCACCGUGAACUUCAGCAAGAACCAGCUCAGGGAGAUCCCCCCAAGGCUUGUGGAUCUGAAGGACUCAGUUUGUGAUGUCAGCCUGGGCUUCAACAAAAUCUCCUCCAUUUCCUCAGAGCUGUGCCUGCUCCAAAAAUUGACACAUUUGGAUCUCAGGAACAAUGUUCUGACAGCCUUGCCUGAGGAAAUGGAGGCACUGAAAAAGCUGCACACAAUAAAUCUUGCUUUUAAUAGAUUUAAGGUGUUUCCCAGUGUCCUGUAUCACCUCCCAGCCCUGGAGACCAUCCUGCUCAGUAACAACCAGGUGGGAUCCAUUGACCCCGUGCAGCUGAAGGGUUUGGACAAGCUGGGAACUCUGGAUCUGCAGAACAACGACCUCCUCCAGGUGCCCCCAGAGCUGGGCAACUGUGAGAACCUCAGGAGCCUGCUGCUGGAGGGGAACCCGUUCCGCACGCCCCGAGCUGCGGUGCUGGCCAAGGGCACGGCUGCUGUGCUGGAAUACCUGAGGAGCCGAAUUCCCUCCUGAGCCCUGGGCAUCCCUCCUGAGCCCUGGGCAUCCCUCCUGAUCUCUGGGAUCCCUCCUGAGCCCUGGGCCUCCUUCCUGAUCUCUGGGAUCCCUCCUGAGCCCUGGGCAUCCUUCCUGAGCCCUGGGCCUCCCUCCCAAGCCUGGCCUGGCCAAGGGCACAUCUGCACUGCUGCAAUCCCUGCAGAGCCACAUUCCAGCCCCACAGGAGCAGCCAGGUGUCCCCUGUCCCCCCAGCACCCCUGGGCUCCACUGCCUCCAUCCCUCUGCUCCUGGCUGGGUGUCUGUGUGGCCUCGAGCCUUUGCUGCAGUGUUAAGAACCCAGGUGUGAAACAUUCCCUGCCCUCUGCAUGUUCCAGCAGGGAUUUCACUGUUUACACUGUUUGUAAUACAGGACAGCAGGGAAAGCUGCCUUCAGCCACGGUGUUUUCCUGCAGCUUUGGAGAGUUGGCACCAUCAAGCACUGAGGCCAAAGGCAGAGACAACACUGUGGUUUUUGUAUCCCUGUUUUACCUCGUUUCACCAGAGCUGCCCCUGCUGUGAGUGUGGUGGAGUGUUUGAGCUGUGAGAGGUGAGAGGUGCCCCAGGUGUGUGCAGGGCUCACCUGAGUGAGGAUGGGGCUGGUGCUGCACCCAGACAAUAAAUG
Messenger RNA from Cinclus cinclus, 2461 nucleotides. RefSeq names its product leucine rich repeat containing 40 (gene LRRC40). The record is from RefSeq and is a predicted model, not a curated record. NCBI's taxonomy places the organism in Eukaryota, Metazoa, Chordata, Aves, Passeriformes, Cinclidae. Gene Ontology annotation, molecular function: protein binding. The transcript has 15 exons. Bases 1 to 1818 code for a protein of 605 amino acids.